AUGUGUUACGGAAAAUGUGCGCGGUGCAUCGGACAUUCUCUGGUGUGGCUGGCCAUCCUCUGCAUUGUAGCUAAUAUUCUGCUUUACUUUCCAAAUGGGGAAACAAAAUAUGCCUCCGAAAACCAUCUCAGCCGCUUCGUGUGGUUCUUUUCUGGCAUCGUAGGAGGGGGCUUGCUGAUGUUCCUGCCGGCAUUCGUAUUCAUUGGGUUGGAGCAGGACGACUGUUGUGGCUGCUGUGGCCACGAAAACUGUGGCAAGAGAUGCGCGAUGCUUUCUUCCGUCCUGGCGGCCCUCAUUGGGAUUGCAGGGUCUGGCUACUGCGUCAUCGUGGCAGCCCUGGGCUUGGCCGAAGGGCCAGUAUGUCGUGAUUCUCUUGGCCAGUGGAACUACACCUUUGCCAACACCGAUGGACAGUACCUUCUGGAUACCUCCACAUGGUCCCAGUGCAUGGAACCCAAGCAUAUUGUAGAAUGGAACGUCUCUCUGUUUUCCAUCCUCUUGGCCCUGGGUGGAAUUGAAUUCAUCUUAUGUCUCAUUCAAGUAAUAAAUGGUGUGAUGGGAGGCAUAUGUGGCUAUUGCUGCUCUCGCCAACAGGUAAGAGCUGUGAAAAUCGAUACGACUGCUAAAAGAACCACCCCACGACAGAACCACGAUCUUCCUUUAUUUCAUUGUAAUUUAUAUAUUUUACUUGUAUUAAUUUGUAAAACUUUGUACUAG
Puma concolor (puma) is the source of this 717-nucleotide messenger RNA. RefSeq names its product transmembrane 4 L six family member 1 (gene TM4SF1). The record is from RefSeq and is a predicted model, not a curated record. Gene Ontology annotation, cellular component: membrane. Lineage: Eukaryota; Metazoa; Chordata; Mammalia; Carnivora; Felidae.